Colletotrichum chrysophilum is the source of this 531-nucleotide messenger RNA. RefSeq lists its product as uncharacterized. Lineage: Eukaryota; Fungi; Ascomycota; Sordariomycetes; Glomerellales; Glomerellaceae. Bases 1 to 531 code for a protein of 176 amino acids. The transcript has 2 exons. The record is from RefSeq and is a predicted model, not a curated record.
AUGGGUAAAGAUUGCCAAAAGUCGCCGGUGAAGACGGCGUUGAAGUGCUUCGUCGGUGCAUGGGGCUUCAUUAACUCGACGCUGGUCAACACCACGUCUGGCGAUAUCAUCACCCAGGACUGGGCCUACCCCGUCCCCUCCGGCAUGUCUCUGUUCACGCCUAAUGGCUACACUGCGUUGCUGGUCACCGCAAACGACACAACUCGACCCGACCUCCGACCGCAGGGGCUUGACCAAAGCAACCCAAGCUCCUCGCCUGAUUCAGAGUGGGCCAAAAUUGGCAAGUACAGCGUCGCUGGCGCUGGGCCUUUCCAUCUGUCCAACGUGACUGGCGAGAAGGGCUCCGAGGGUCCAGAGGGUGUGCAAACCGGAGAGUUCCUGACGUCUACGCUCCCGGCUCGCCUUGGUCCUUACGAGUUCACCUUCAAGUUUUACAACGACUGCGCUGCUUGGAACCUUCAUCAGGAUGUUGGGGCUGGGCUUCAGAGGGUUGCAUGGUACUACAGGCUGCCUGAUCAGGAUGAGGAUUAA